Glarea lozoyensis ATCC 20868 is the source of this 429-nucleotide messenger RNA. RefSeq names its product PX. Gene Ontology annotation, biological process: endocytic recycling; late endosome to Golgi transport. Gene Ontology annotation, cellular component: retromer complex; early endosome membrane. The record is from RefSeq and is a predicted model, not a curated record. NCBI's taxonomy places the organism in Eukaryota, Fungi, Ascomycota, Leotiomycetes, Helotiales, Helotiaceae. Gene Ontology annotation, molecular function: phosphatidylinositol-3-phosphate binding. Bases 1 to 429 code for a protein of 142 amino acids. The transcript has 3 exons.
AUGCAGGCUAUGCCAGAUUCGCGCCAGCAGAGUUUCGAGGAGAUUUACGGCCCUCCAGAGAACUUCUUGGAGAUAGAGGUACGAAAUCCAAAAACCCACGGAAUGGGUCGCAACAUGUACACAGACUACGAGAUCGUAUGCCGAACCAAUAUCCCCGCCUUCAAAUUGCGACAUAGCAGUGUACGCAGACGUUAUUCGGACUUUGAAUACUUUCGCGAUAUCUUGGAGCGCGAAUCUGCGAGAGUUACGAUCCCACCUCUACCUGGAAAGGUCUUUACCAAUAGGUUCAGUGAUGAUGUGAUUGAACACAGACGAGAGGGGCUACAGAGAUUCUUGCAGAUUGUGGUCGGACAUCCUCUGUUGCAGACGGGUAGUAAGGUGUUGGCGGGGUUUGUGCAAGAUCCAAGUUGGGAUCGUAAUGCUUGGUGA